This is a messenger RNA of Cuscuta epithymum, 3653 nucleotides long. NCBI's taxonomy places the organism in Eukaryota, Viridiplantae, Streptophyta, Magnoliopsida, Solanales, Convolvulaceae. The record is from the annotation of a GenBank genome assembly.
UUAAACUAAAAAAUUGUCAUAAAAAAGAGUUGAAAAACUAUUUUUCCUUUCAAACCGUCCCUAAUCCAACCUUCCAAAAUCCACCGGUGCCCGUCCGACACUCCUUCCACACUGCAACUAACUCGGGCCAAGGAUGCUAGCGUGCAUAGUGGUGUGCUCUGUACAAAGGUCGGGUAUCCCAGUCUCACAUGUCUAAGAGCAUAAUUUCUCGUAUAAAACCUCUGUGCAACCAGAAACCCAAACGCAGUUCACCAUCGAACCUCCAAGUCACACCCAGUGAAAGAAAAGUCGCCUAUGAGGUUUGCAGCAUUCUAAGAACUCAAAGUCACUGGGAACGGAAUGUUGAGGUCCUCCUUUCGGAAGCCCAAGCGGUUCCAUCUGAAAUAGCGCACCUUGUGUUCGACAAAAUUCGCGAUGCUCAAUUGGGCUUGAAGUUCUUUGACUGGAUCUCUCGGAGACCCUAUGGCUGUCCCCUUGAUGGGUUUGCGUACUCGUCUCUCUUAAAGCUACUUGCGAAGUUCAGACUCUUCCAGGAAAUUGAAGCUCUGCUGCGUGAGUGUACAAAAUGCGAGGAGACGUUGCCUACAAGAGAGGCAUUUGAUGAAUUGAUCCGAGCUUAUUCAAUUUCAGGUGUGGUUGAGAAAGCUCUUGAACUCUACUCAUUCGUUUUGAAAACCUUCAAUUUGCUACCUCACGUAGUCACUUGUAAUCAUUUGCUUCAUGGUCUUGUUAGUAAUGGACGGGUUGAAGCUGCUAUGGUGGUAUACAAUGAGAUGGUAAAGAGGGAUGCUGGAAUUGAAAAUAGAUGUUUGGAUAAUUAUAGCACUUGUAUAGUUGUGAAUGGAUUGUGUAAAGAUGGCAUGGUUGAUGAAGGCUGGAAGCUUAUCAGUGACAGGUGGGGAAAGGCGUGUGUGCCAAGUAUUGUGUUUUACAAUGUACUUAUUGAUGGGUAUUGCAAAAAGGGUGAUAUAAAAAGUGCUUAUAAUAUUUUCCAAAAAUUGAACUCCAUGGGUUUUUUGCCAACCGUAGAGACAUAUGGAGCUCUGAUAAAUGGAUUCAGCAACAAUGGAAAUUUUGAGAUAAUUGACGAGCUUAUGAGGGAUAUGGCGGCUAGGGGACUCACAGCCAAUGCCCAUGUAUAUAACAUCAUUAUAGAUGCUAAAUAUCGGCAUGGUGGUGACCUGAAACCACUGGAUGCCAUUAGAAAAAUGAUUGAAGAGGGAUGUGAUCCCGAUCUGGUGACAUAUAAUACUUUGAUCUCUGGUUCAUGCAAAGCUGGGGAAAUUGAGGAGGCUGAAGAACUUCUAGAGAAUGCAAGAAAUAGGGGAUUGGUGCCUAACAAACGUACAUAUACUCCUUUGAUCCAUCUGUACUGUACACAGGGAGAUAUUGACAGGGCUUCAUGUUUUCUUGUUAAGAUGACUGAGUAUGGUGAUCCACCUGAUCUGCCAACAUAUGGAGCUCUAAUCCAUGGUUUUGUACGCUCUGGGCAUGUUGAUGUCGCCUUAACUAUUCGUGACAGGAUGACCGAGAAGGGAUUGUUACCUGAUUCUUGUAUAUAUAAUGUCUUGAUGAACGGGCUUUUCAAAAAAGGGAAGCUUUCUGAAGCCAAGCAGCUUUUUUCUGAGAUGCUUUCUCACAGUAUCGUACCUGACAUGUAUAUUUAUGCCACUCUAGUGGAUGGGAUCAUAAGAAUUGGAGAGAUAAAUGAAGCAAAGAAGCUCUUUCAGCACGCAAUUGAAAACGGUGUGGAUCUUGGUGUUGUGGGGCAUAAUGCAAUGAUCAAGGGCUACUGUAAGUUUGGGAUGAUGAGUGAGGCGGUGUCAUCUAUGAGCAGGAUGAAGAAGUUGAAGAUUUUUCCUGACGGGUAUACUUAUUCCACUAUGAUAGAUGGAUUUGUAAAGAAACAAAACAUGAGUGGUGCACUGACAAUAUUCUGUGAAAUGGUGAAACAGAAGUGUUUAGCAAGCGUGGUUGCUUAUACCUCUCUCAUUAAUGGAUAUUGCCAAAUUGGCAGUUCUCAAAGAGCACUAUAUUUUUUCCAUUAUAUGCAGUCAAAUGGUUUAGUUCCUAACGUUGUUACCUAUACUACAUUGAUUGGGGGAUUUUGUAAGGAAGGACAACUUGCAAAAGCUGCAAUUUUUUUUGAACAGAUGCUUAUUUCCAAGUGCUGCCCAAAUAAUUAUACCUUUAAUUAUUUGGUGAAUGGAUUUUCAAAUAGUGCACAUUCUGUAGUUCUGAAGGAAGGAAAUAAUCCUAAAAGCUGCAAGACAUCCAUGUUCUUGGAUGCUUUUCGAAAGAUGAUUUCAGAUGGAUGGCUUCCAAAUAUUGCUGCAUAUAACUCAAUUAUUGUUUGCCUGAGUUUAAACGGGAUGUUAAAAACUGCACUGGAGCUGCAGAAUAAUAUGGCCAGUAAGGGCUUGUGUGUUGAUUCUGUUUCCUUUGCAGCAUUGUUGCAUGGGAUUUGCUUGGAUGGAAAAUCAAAGGAAUGGAAGAAGAUCGUUUCCUGCAACUUAAAGGAAUCUGAGCUCUGUACUGCUUUGAUGUACUCCAAAAUAUUUGAUCAGUACCUUGCUCGUGGCCUGAACUUUGAGGCUUCAGAAAUUUUGCACAACAUGGUCAGUGAUUGUAAGUCACAUAAUCUUCACAUGGAUAACAUUGAAGUGUCAGCAAAUAGGUGAUGGUUUCUCUUUAAUUUACGGGUUAAAUGUGUAAAACCAAGUCCAGAGACACCAGCAGACCUAUAUGACAAGGCAAUUGCGUGUGCUUUGUUGGACCUUUUCUUUUGAAGAGCUGAAGCACUAAGAGCUGAUAAAAUUACACGUUGUUAUGUUUGCUCAAAACCAGGCAACCAGCCAGGCAGCCACCACGUCUUAGCAAUCAGCCUAAAGUCCUGUUAUUGAAUUGCGGCUCUGCAAGACUUUUGCUAUUUCCUUUUCAAGUGCUUAUCUCCUCUUCAAGCACAGAAGAUAAUGGAGAUCCUGAAUCCCAACAGUAUGAAUAAAAAAGCCUCCUGAGACCUACCCUAUCUCCAGAUCAGAACGGUUUUCUCUGAACAUUGUAAUUGAAGAACACAGCAGAGUUUAAAAUAUCCAAGCACAGAUCAUAAAUUGUCUCAAGACAUAAUUCCAACAUUCAGCUUCUAAGUGAUCUGGAAUAUAAAUAUCUUGUCCUUUUCAGAUGCUGUUAUGGAGAAAAAGAGACCAUUCCUUUAUGAGCUUUGACAAACAAAUGGUUUGUGAGUUCAAGACUAAUAUUAUCAAGUGAGUCAUUGUUUAAGGAAAUGAUGGUGCGGUAUGAUCUCUCACACAUGAAAUUGAAAACAAAACAUGGAUGGUGAAUUAGAGGCCGCCAUUUAAAGGGGAGAAUUGUUUUUCACUCGAGAUUUUGGUGCAUCUUAGCCGUUGAUCACUGAUUAUGUGUGUAGGCGUGGAGCAGUGGUUGGCGAAGCUCUUUCAAUGAUAUGUAUAAGACACUUAUUGCAGGCUGAAUAGUGUCAUGUUGAAUGCCUAUCAGCCUAUGUAUACUACAACUGAAAUGGUUACUAUAACAUGUUGAAUGCCUAUGAAUCCGAGUUUUAGAACAAUGAUUAUAGUUGAGUUUUAUUUAUUCUAAAAAAAAUGAUAUGUAGUACACAAAUAAAAGCAUGUUGG